AUGACGCAUUCUGUCUAUUGCCCCGUACAGGGACCUCCUGGGGAGAAGGGAGAGACAGGAGCGGACGGGGACGGAGGAGGUUCCGUGUACAUCCGCUGGGGAAGGACCACCUGUCCGAAUGACACCGAGACGUCACUCGUUUACGACGGUAUCGCUGGAGGCGCACACUACUCUCACAGCGGGGGAGGCGCCAACUACGUCUGCCUAACGAAGGAUCCUGAGUGGGGGGUCUUCACGGAUGGAAACCAGGGUAGUGCGUACAUGUAUGGCGCGGAGUAUCAAGUCGACGAAUUUGGAAACAACCCCUUCCAAGGCGCCUCCGUCUAUGACCACGACGUCCCCUGCGCUGUCUGCCACGUGGCGUCUCGCGGCUCCAAGCUGAUGAUCCCCGCCCGCCUCAGCUGUCCUAGCGGCUGGACUCGGGAGUACAAGGGGUACCUAAUGACAAUGCAUUAUAAUUACCACCGCACUGAGUUUGUCUGCAUGGACGGGGAGCCCGAGACCAGGCCCGGCGGACACGUAAACGUGAACGGCGCUCUGUUCUACCCGGUAGAAGCCAGCUGCGGGUCCCUGCCGUGUCCCAGCUACGUGCAGGGCCGUGAGCUGACCUGUGUGGUCUGCACCAAGUAACGCUCGCGUCUUCUACAACCCAGCUAGUUCACUAGAAUAAAAGGGACUGAGACGAAGGCAGAGCAGAGUAGUAGUACAA
Messenger RNA from Branchiostoma floridae (Florida lancelet), 709 nucleotides. RefSeq lists its product as uncharacterized. The transcript has 3 exons. Bases 1 to 630 code for a protein of 209 amino acids. The record is from RefSeq and is a predicted model, not a curated record. NCBI's taxonomy places the organism in Eukaryota, Metazoa, Chordata, Leptocardii, Amphioxiformes, Branchiostomatidae.